Molecule: messenger RNA, 1117 nt
Organism: Williopsis jadinii
Lineage: Eukaryota; Fungi; Ascomycota; Saccharomycetes; Phaffomycetales; Wickerhamomycetaceae
Exons: 1
Coding region: 305-1081 (258 amino acids)
Source: RefSeq, a predicted model, not a curated record
GAGGAAGAGGAAAAGAAAAGAGGAUCUGGUAGUCCUUUUUAUAUAGCAAAGCGGCCACGGUGGAAAAAUUUUUCAGUUGACUCAAGCAGCGGUGCUGCCCGGUGAACGGAGUGCGGUACCGGCGAAAAGGGCAGCCUUUAUGAAAUUUUGGGGCAGUUUUAAAACUGAUUCUUUGGUGAUUGGAGUUCCAGCUGGUUGUGCCGUUGUGGUGUGUUGGUGUGCUGUUGGCUGUGUGUGUAUUACUGUUGCUGUGCUGGCCAAUUGAAGCUGCCGUUGCUCAGUUGAUAGGCUGAUAAGUUUUGCGAUGAGGUUAGCGUCGAAAUGGGCCGAUGAGCCUGAUCUGGUUGAGGAGGCACAGGAGCAGGACCAUAUGAAGGAUGCCAACGUGAUAACGUGCAAGAAAGGCCAGCCGUUGGUUUCACGGUGGGCUGAGAGCAGUGGCGAUGAGGAGGAUGGUGGUGAGGAAGAGGAGCCUGUGCGGUUGGAGAGACGAGGUGGGAAGAAGGAGACGAGACAUAAAGGACGUGGCGAUCUGGCAUCGAGGUUGGGCCAAUUGGCUGUUUCCGCUGGAGAUCACACGGGUGAUGGCCGUGGUGGCCACCGUGAUGAACACCACGGUAAUGACCACGGUGACCACGAUCACCACGAUCACCACCACGGCGACCAAGAAGCAGACGACAGGCCACCGCCCACCAAAGCUGCUCGUGACUUUGCCGCUAGGCUGGGCAUUAAACUUGAUAGUGGCCCCAAGUCGCACACUGAAGCUGAAAGAAAACACAAUAGGGACAAGAAGAUGCGCUCGAACAGUGAGUGGGACAGAGGGAAGAGAGACUCGGCCCACCAGGCCUCGCCUUCAAGGAGCGUGGCAAGGAAACCGCAUGGUGAUGCUCCUCGUAGUCACAAGAGUGACGGUAAACACCGUGAACAUCGUACUGGCCACAACAAGAAGAAACAGGAAGAAGACAAGCCCUUCAACCAGGAGGAGUUCAACAAGAUCUUUGCGAAGGAGUACCAACUCAACGAGGACAUUGCCAAUGGUAAGAAAGUGGACUGGUCUGCUUUCGAUGAUGACGACUUUUAAUACAUGACAAUCUGGUUCUAAUCUUUAUACAGGUAU